Orussus abietinus is the source of this 2205-nucleotide messenger RNA. RefSeq lists its product as uncharacterized. The transcript is spliced from 9 exons. The record is from RefSeq and is a predicted model, not a curated record. The annotation marks the transcript as partial. Lineage: Eukaryota; Metazoa; Arthropoda; Insecta; Hymenoptera; Orussidae.
UGCGCGAUCGUGGUGUCUCUGUGUUCGAAAGUGUUUCCAAUCGUCCUGCUCGGUCUUUGAAGUCGGACGACGCGAAGCCCUCGAAUUUUCGGAUCUUCGGAUCUUCCGAUUCUCCGGUUUGCGGGUUUUAGAAUUUUCGAAUUUUCGAAUUUUCGAAUUUUCGGAUUUUCGAAUUUUCGAAUUUUCGUAUUUCGUGUUUUCGAGUUUUUGUGUUCUCGUGUUUUCGGUGUUUCGCACUUUAGGAUUUUCGAAACUUCGGAAUCCCUCCGUUUCUUUUCCCGUCCCUCCGGCGAGGGACGGACCUUUCGCGCCUUUUCGCGAGAUCGAAUUUUACCAACCAUAUCGCGAUUCGCGAGCGUUGAUAUUCCACAGCCGAGCGAAGUGUCCCGAAUCGUGAACGUCGCGACGACCGCUCGUUAACUAGUACAGUGAACGACGUAAUCCGGCCGACGUUUUGCGAGUCGACCGCGGGACAUUUCUGGGAACCUCGCGGUUCCGGUCGGUAUGGAAGAGCCGAGGAGAGAGGAAGAAGAGAACGUACCCCAGAGAAAGGAAGUCCAGGAAGGAGCCAGGAGGGAGAAGAAGGGACGUCCUGGCCAGGGCUCCUCGGUGGAUGGCAAGCAUUUGGACGACCCCCCGAAGGAGCUGAAGGACGAGGACGAGGAGCCGGCGUAUGCCGUCCUUGUCGUGCGAGAGGAUCCUCGGAGGAAGGACCCUAUCCUUGCUCGAGGUGGGGACCCUGUCCUUACUCAGAGGAAGGACUCCGUCCUUCCUCGGCGAAAGGACCCCGUCCUUACUCGAAGGAAGGACCCAAUCCUUCCUCGGAGGAAGGACGAGGACGAGGAGCCGGAGUAUGCCGUCCUUGUCUUCCGGGAGGAUCCUCGGAGAAAGGACCCCACCCUUACUCGACGCGAGGACCUUGUCAAUCCUUUGCAAGAAGACCCUGGCCUCAAACGACGGAAGGACCCUGUCCUUCCUCUGCGAGAAGACUCCGAUCAACGGGAGGACCUCGUCCUCGAUGGAUGCAAGGACCCCGUCCUUACUCUACGUGAGGAUCCCGUCCUUACUCCAUGCGAGGACUCCAUCCUCCCUCGACAGGAGGACUCUGCCCUCACUCUUCGGAAGGAUCCCGUCCUUACUCUUCGAGAUGACCCCGUCCUUACCUCGCAAGACGCCGAGGACUCGCCCGCGCCCGAGGACGGGGCUCGGGCGCAGGAUGCGAGUGCCAACAUUUAUGACGAAGGCGCCUUCGAGGAGGAUUUCAUGUACUGGUCCAGGACGCGCGUUACCGUGAUCUCGUCGGAACGCGAGGAGACCCGGGAUACGUUUAUGACGUGCUGCCUGAGAAUCACCGAUUGGUUCCCGAAGAUGUGCUCCUGCCUUGAUACCGGAAACAACGCGCCCGGAAACCGCUCCGGACGUGCCGGCAGCUACGAGCGACUCAGUUCCGGUCCCACGAUCUUCGAGCUGGGGUCCAUGAUGCAGAGGGUCAGACGUCGAGGACACCUCGAGGAAGAGGCCCUGGACAGCGAGAGGCAGGAGGAGCUUCGCUUCUACAACGACGACCUCUCCUGGACCACCGUCAUCGUGGAGAGGAAUCUUCGCACCAUAGACCUCUGCGAGAUCCUCAAAGUGAAGAGGAACGCGUCCGGCAUCGCCUGGUCGGUCGUGGAAACUUGGCCUGAGCUUGGAAUCGAGCGCACUUUGGAGGAUCACGAGGACAUUCUGGCUGCUCAUAGAGAAAUGGAGACUUUUGCGUCACAUCACGAAAGGAAGUUCUUCUUCCGCGAGGACUUCUUGAAGUACGAGUUCUUUAUCAACCCAAAGCAAUUCUUCCCCACGGACAUGGUCGCCUUCCCCAACGACGAAGACCGGGGAGCCAUCAGCGAGGUCGAAAGCGCUCUCAGGGCCUACUUGGCGCGCGACGAUGGCGAGUGCCCCCAAGUGUUCAGCACCGUUUGGAUGCGCGAUGAAGAGUCCAAUUCCUGGCGCAAGACUUACAUGCUGCUGCAGGGUCGCAAGCUCUACUCGGCGAAGAAGAACACCUCGGGCUCGAAGUUUUUGCGAGCACGAUUUUCGUCAAAGUCACCUCUCAACAGGCAAAGAACACUGUCACCGGUACCUUCUACCUCGUCUUCGGUCUCGUCGCCGUCGAGGCAUCGGCUUCCUAAUCCGGGAGUUGGCACGAUCUCCAAGCGGUCACCG